AGAUAAUUGAAAAAAAUUAUUAAAUAAAUAUUUAUAGUAAAAGUUUAUAAUGAAAUCGCGAAACCAAUCAAUAGUUUCAGCCAAAAAAUUGGAGAAGAAACACGGAUUUGGUUCAUGUAUUCCGACAAGAUGGACCGUGGUCAUUCUCUGUGCCCUUACUAAUGGACUCUCAUAUACAAUGCGAACCAAUCUUAACCUAACUAUCGUUGCGAUGGUUAAGAGAGCUAAUACAACCCAUUUUGAGACAUGUUUAGCACCGGGACAGACACUCGAACAGUCCCAAGAUGAGGUUGAGGGUGAUUUUGAAUGGACCGAAUCGAUGCAGGGCGUGAUUCUUGGCGCCUAUUAUUACGGAUAUAUAGUAACGAAUUGCUUUGGGGGACAAAUGGCUGAUUGGGUGGGCGCCCGAUGGCUGGUGGGCGCCUCUGUAUUGAGUUCAGGUGCAUUGACAUUACUUAUGCCCGUCUGUGCCAAAUGGUCUGAAUAUACCGUUAUAAUAGUCCGAAUACUUACCGGUUUAGUUCAGGGAGUGCUAACGCCAUCGCUGUACACAAUGCUGGCCUAUUGGGUGCCAUUACAAGAAAGGGGGUUCGCGUUAGCACUGGUACAGGUGGGCGGCAAUAUCGGCGCUGUAGUGACGGCGCCAUUGUCUUCGUCACUAUCACAACACGGUUUCGCCGGCGGCUGGCCCUCAGUGUUCUACGUGUUGGGCAUUAUGGGCUGUUUGGCGUUCUUGCCCUGGAUUUACCAGAUC
This is a messenger RNA of Medioppia subpectinata, 754 nucleotides long. NCBI's taxonomy places the organism in Eukaryota, Metazoa, Arthropoda, Arachnida, Sarcoptiformes, Oppiidae. The record is from the annotation of a GenBank genome assembly.